UUUCUACUAGACACGCAACAUGACUCCCCCGGAGAAAUCCUACACGGCAAUGGUCCUCCACGGGCCUGAGGACUUGCGACUAGAGUCCCGAGUGCCGACCCCGCCGGGGGAAGGCGACGUCCAAGUGCAGGUUGUUGCUACCGGGCUCUGUGGGAGUGAUCUGCACUACUACCAACAUGGGAGGAACGGCGAUUUCGCCCUCCGCGCACCCCUCGUCCUCGGGCACGAGUCGUCCGGUGUCGUUGUCGCCCUCGGGCCAGGAGUCACUGGGCUCAGAGUCGGUCAACGGGUAGCGAUUGAGUGCGGUGUCUACUGUGGCAAGUGCACACUCUGCCUUGGGGGGAGGUAUAACCUCUGCCCGAGCAUGCAGUUCUGCAGCAGUGCAAAGACCUUUCCUCACCGGGACGGUACGCUCCAGGGGAGGAUGAACCAUCCUGCUCGCUUGCUGCAUCCCAUAUCGGACAACACGACUUUUGAACAAGCGGCACUCGCCGAGCCCCUCUCCGUCGUCCUCCACGCUUCGAGGCGAGCCAACUUCCAGCGAGGUCAGAGCGCGCUAGUCCUCGGCGCAGGCGCAGUAGGCCUCCUCGCAUGCGCGCUGGCGAAAGCGAACGGUGCAUCCCGAGUUCUCGUAGUGGAUAUCGACCCUUCCCGACUCGAGUUCGCCAAGGAACAGGGGUUUGCUGAUGUGACAUACACCCUUCAGCGAGGGCGAAGGCCGGCGACUCGCGAGGAAGGGCUGGACAGGGCGAGGGAGACAGCGGGGAAGCUCAAGUCCGGAACGGGCCAUUCGGAUGGGUUCGACGUAGUGUUCGAGUGCACGGGCGUCGAGCCGUGUAUCCAAGCUGGGGUGCAUUGCGCGACCACAGGCGGGAAGCUCGUCCUGGUUGGGAUGGGUACUCCGGCUGCUCUCUUCCCCCUUUCAGCCUCGGCACUGCGGGAAGUAGACGUGCUCGGCGUGUUCAGGUAUCACGAUACCUACCCCGAGGCGCUGCGGCUCAUCGGCUCGGGCGCGCUGGAGGGUAUUGAGAAGAUGGUCACGCACCGGUUUGCGCUCGAGGAUGCGGGGAAGGCGUUUGAGCUGAUUAGCAAAGGCGGGGAUGAGCAGUCGGGAAUGGUUAUAAAGGUUAUGGUUGGCAGGGACUAAGAGUGCGGGCGUGCGCCUUCCUAUGUCUGGUAACAGUGGAGGCCCUGGUACUCUACGCAGAGAAAUUGUUUCUCAGGGUUGGAUGCGAAUGCAAGUGUCAAGACCAACGCGAAUGUAGUUGUACUGUAGACUAGAACGAAGUACC
This is a messenger RNA of Dacryopinax primogenitus, 1292 nucleotides long. Its product is annotated as GroES-like protein. The transcript has 4 exons. Gene Ontology annotation, molecular function: zinc ion binding; L-iditol 2-dehydrogenase (NAD+) activity. NCBI's taxonomy places the organism in Eukaryota, Fungi, Basidiomycota, Dacrymycetes, Dacrymycetales, Dacrymycetaceae. The record is from RefSeq and is a predicted model, not a curated record. Gene Ontology annotation, biological process: D-sorbitol catabolic process. The coding region runs from base 20 to 1147 and encodes 375 amino acids.